AUGGUUAUUGUGUUUCUUCUUUUUCUUUACAUUCAUGUGGGAAAUUGCCAAAUAACAACAGCGAAAACACCGAAUUGGCUUCACAAUUGUUCAUUUUUAAAUGAUAUAUACCUCUCAAACGCUGCAGUUUCCGAUCAGUUUCAAUUUAAUAAUUAUACAUCAAUUAGUCUUACAGCGAAUUUCGCUUUUACACCCUCAUCAUUUUCAUUGUCAUCGUUUGAAUUUGGCCUUAUAUAUCGAUUUCCUACAUCGAAUUAUCUUGUGCCCUUUCCUGUUAUCUUUGAUUGUGCAUCUAUUGUUCACUCUUGCCAAUUGAAAACCAUUACAGGUACAACAACGGCAUUACGAGAUUCUGAACCCAUACGUGUACAAUUAACACCAUUUAAUUAUAUGUCAACAAUUACAAGAACUCCAUUUAAUCAAAUGGGUUUAUAUUUAAAACAAGGACGAUAUGAGAUAAGUAAUUGCUCAUUGAAUAAUGGACAACAAACGACGGAUCCAAAAACGAUUUUCAAUAUUCAAAUACAAUAUGAAAAACCUGUUGGAAGUUCAUGUAAUCCAACGAAUGAUAUAUGUGGUUCACCUUCUUUAACAAAUUGCUCGUCAUCAACAUGCACUUGCCAUUCGUUAUCAAGUGCUCUUGUAUCUUACUCCGAUUCAUUAUAUUGUGCUGAUAUGUUGAGUAUUUCGAAUUGUAAAACGUUUCCAUCACGCUGUGUGACAUGGUGCAAUGGAACAAGCAACUAUCUAUGUAUUUGUCCAUCAGGUUCAUUUAAAUUUCAACGAAAUAAUGUCUUCAUUUGCCAAUUACCAAUUAAUUCAAAUAAUUGUUCGAUUAGUGAUAAUGAUGUACAGCGUUGUCCAUCUGAGCAAUGUUGUAUAAAUGGACAAUGUAUCGAUUGUUCGAUGACGUCAACAACAUCAAAGACACUAAAUAUGAACGAUAGUUCUGUUGAUGAUCGUAAUCGAAUAAUAUUUGGUAUUGUAGUUGGUCUACUUGGUACAUCAGUAGUUGUUCUUUUGGGUGCAUUUUUAUGGUUAAAUAACAAACAAAAGCGACGUCAACAAAGAGCUGAAAAAUCCCAUUCACCGUCAUAUGCUUCAUCAACAUCAUCACUUUAUAUUUCACCAAAUCAACGGCAUGAUACAUUUCCAUCGUCGAUGUCAAUGCUCUAUCAGUUGCCACUUAAUGAAGAAAAUAAAAAUAAAACAAUUCAUCGAACUGAUUCCUUCCGACAAGCAGUUUUAUCCGGUAAUCGACAAAAGCAAAUAACUGAACGUGUAUCAACAAAACGAGAUAGUUUUACUCAUCAAAAAGGUGGCUGGUCAUCACCGACAUUUAGCGCAUUGGAAUUUAUGACACCAUCCAUGAAUAAUCAAAAUCAAUCAUUUGAUUUAGAUAAAGAAAAUAAUAAUAUUUAUCAUAUCAUUGUUCCACCAACAUCAAUGCAUACUCAUGCUGUGUAA
This is a messenger RNA of Rotaria socialis, 1467 nucleotides long. The record is from the annotation of a GenBank genome assembly. Lineage: Eukaryota; Metazoa; Rotifera; Eurotatoria; Philodinida; Philodinidae.